Molecule: messenger RNA, 1756 nt
Organism: Pseudomassariella vexata
Lineage: Eukaryota; Fungi; Ascomycota; Sordariomycetes; Amphisphaeriales; Pseudomassariaceae
Product: WD40-repeat-containing domain protein
Exons: 2
Coding region: 104-1678 (524 amino acids)
Biological process (GO): mRNA splicing, via spliceosome
Cellular component (GO): U4/U6 x U5 tri-snRNP complex
Molecular function (GO): U4 snRNA binding; U6 snRNA binding; protein binding
Source: RefSeq, a predicted model, not a curated record
AUUCUCGAACUGGACCUCCAAGCUUCCAUCAAGGCGUAUCUUUCUACCUUCAUAACUCUCCGCUUCACGAUCAUUCGAGCUUCGGCCGUGCCCUCCGCCCAAGAUGAUGCACCCGUCGCGGCAGGCCUAUGUAGAGGACGCUCAAAAUGGAGAUCGCGGCAUCAGUCUCGAGGAUCUUCCCACAGAUCACGACUAUGAUAUGCCCUCCGCCUCGGCCGGGAUAGCGCCCGAAAAAGCGAGCGCCAUCUUGUCCCAAUUCGAGCGAAAACGUCGCGCAGCCACCAUUGCGGUACCCACAGACGAUGGUCGCGUACGGGCCCGCCUCCGCGAGCUCGGCGAACCUAUCACACUAUUUGGCGAAGGGCCGGCCGAGCGACGAGACCGACUGCGCGAACUACUGGCAUUGCAGUCAGAGCAAGCGGCAGCUGGAGGAGAGGGAGUCGAUGUGGAAAUGGAAGAUGCCGAAGGCGAGGAUGGGGCCGAGGACCAGGAGGAAGAAUUUUACACACAGGGAACGGAGGAGCUGUUACAGGCGCGCCAGGAGAUCGCGCGGUUCUCGCUACCGAGAGCCAAGAGGCGGCUGGCCGACUUAAAAGAGGAGAGCGGCAUUCAACUACGGACGCAUGUCAAGUUUCGGAAACAUGUGAAGGAACGACUGCAGGGCUUCGAACUGCAAGGCUCACAAACUGCCGGCGAUCGGCAUGUCAGCAUGACGAGGAUAGCGCCCAACGGGGCCAUGGUCGCUGCGGGAAAUUGGGGCGGAAGCAUCAAGCUGAUUGAGAUCCCGACCUUGGAGGAGAAGGGCACGCUGAGGGGCCAUAACAACAAGGUCAGUGGUCUAAGUUGGUACCCUGGGGCGACGGUGCCGGAGAGAGGCGUGAGUGCGGACACGGUCAACUUAGCAUCCGGAGGCGCCGAGGGUCACGUCAAUCUCUGGAGUCUGACCAAAGACACGCCACUUUCAACGCUCCAAGGGCAUGGAGGGCGAGUGUGCAGAGUCGAGUUCCAUCCUUCAGGGCGGUAUUUGGCGAGUGCGAGUGAGGAUACCUCUUGGAGGCUAUGGGAUAUCGAGACGACUACAGAGCUUCUACUCCAAGAAGGUCACUCGAGAGGCGUCUAUGCUGUGGCUUUCAACACAGAUGGCUCUCUGUUGGCAAGUGCGGGCUUGGAUAGCAUUGGAAGGAUAUGGGAUCUACGGUCUGGUAGAACAGUCAUGAUUCUCGAUGGUCACAUGGACGGCCACAUCAAACCAAUCCAUGGACUUGACUGGGGCUCCAAUGGCCACCGAGUCCUGACAGGGUCAGCAGACGGCUGGAUCAAAUGUUGGGAUGUGAGGAAAGUGCAACGAAUAGGAGGCAUCGGAGCACACAGCAGUGCAGUAUCAGAUCUGAGAUGGUACAAGGGCCUGGAUGACCCGGUGGAAGGUACAGUUCAGCCAGAGCUGGAUGAAAAGGGCAAUCGUCUACCCAAGAAGUCGGGUACCUGCUUUGUGUCGAGUGGAUUCGAUAACAAGGUCAACAUUUUCUCAGCAGACGACUGGACUUUGGUGCAGACGCUCCAUGGUCACACAGGCCCAGUGGCAAGCGUAGAUAUCAGCAGGGAUGGGAAGUGGAUUGUCAGUGGAGGCCAUGACAGGACGGUAAAGCUGUGGGGUCGCAACGACGGCCAGGGAUUCUAACCUAGUAUGCGACCUCGUGGCUUGACGUGCAUUGUGUCUCCCAAGUUCAGAUACCCAAAUAGAGGAAACAAGAAGACC